Messenger RNA from Rhipicephalus sanguineus (brown dog tick), 13455 nucleotides. RefSeq names its product receptor-type guanylate cyclase Gyc76C. The record is from RefSeq and is a predicted model, not a curated record. NCBI's taxonomy places the organism in Eukaryota, Metazoa, Arthropoda, Arachnida, Ixodida, Ixodidae. Gene Ontology annotation, molecular function: guanylate cyclase activity; ATP binding; protein kinase activity. The transcript is spliced from 24 exons. Bases 1468 to 5835 code for a protein of 1455 amino acids. Gene Ontology annotation, biological process: cGMP biosynthetic process; protein phosphorylation; intracellular signal transduction.
UGCCAGCCCGCCUGUGCUUGCUGCCAGCCCCUCGGCAAACAGCUAGCCACAGCAGCCAACUGCCGCCUGCUACGAGUGCUACGAGCGCUCACGAGUACGUACCAAUCUGCCCGCUGAGGCCGGGCCGGUCGCACAUGCCUCAACGUUCUUGUCAACGCUACGGCAACACCUCUGCGGCAUAACUUUUUUGCACCUCGGUGCGUUGUUGCCCGGACACCUUCACCCGCGGACCUGCGAGAGUUCGAACCUGAAAGUAAGAGUGAGUGAUCCAAGAGGAAAGUGGUGUUGUGCGUGUGUGUGUGCAUCGGUUGUUCUCAUCAAGCGGGGGAGGUAGCUUGCAACGACGUGCUUGUUUUAUUGUGCCAUUUGUUUUUUUUUUUUUUGUUUCCGAGCGGCAUACCCGCGAUCGAGCGGGAGUGCCGGUAGCUAUGGGUUAGACUUCCGAAACGUGUUAGUUCUUUUUCUCUCUUUCUCUGAGCUUUUCUAGUUGAAACCGCGUCGUAGCUGUGUGGGUUUUUUUUUUGUUUUUGAUCGCUUCUUUCCUAUCUUUUUCCGUUUCUUUUUAGGAGGCUCAAGGCCUCUUCCGUUGAGCUCUCUUCUGUGUAGUCGACUCGGUGUGUUUAUCGCGUCGCCUUAUCAACUGCUUGAACGACCCUCCUUCUUCAGCAAGUAGGGGUAAAAAAAAAAAAACACACAGCAAGAGGAUUAUUUUUUAUUGUUCAGUUUGACGGUGUCUUUCUCUCCGCGAAGGUUAAAAAAACAGACCUAUCAAAAUGGAAAUAUAAUACUGCUAUAGGGAGAGUUUGGUUCUUGCCGCUGCAUGCCACAGGCUCCGUUGGCUGGGCUCUACAGGUGUUAUUUUGCGAGGCGUAUUGUUUUUCUUUCUGGAGUGCGGCGAAUCGUGCGGUGUUCGUUCUACGGUGUUCAAGCACUGCUACGGGCUUCAGUUUUUUUGAUCAGCGUGCGACGUUGAAGAAUCGAAUCAACCGAGCUACUACUUGUGUCGUGUUGAUGCUACUGCGCGCUUCGCCGGGAUAGUGUGUGUGCCUCCCUAUCUGUUCCUUCGACUGCGCGUGUGUGGUUGCGCCGUAGUGCGUGGAAAACAUGAUACCGGUUGCCUCUCGAAGGCGCAGUAGGCGACAUCGUUCAACAUCGACGACUGCCGGCAACGCGGCUGCUCCGUGCUACCUUCGUAGCCACUACGCCGUGAUCGCUAAGCCACUAAACGAGCCCGAUCUACUCGCGUGACGUGUCUGUGGUUGUGUGGUGUGUUCGCGUUGUUGGGUUUGACGGCGCCUUUUUCUUUUUUUAACGAUGUUAUCCGCAUCAACUUGGAAUUCCUACUGCGUCGUCAGUGAGCCGACGAAGUCAGCUGCCGUCACGAAGCUAGCCGCCGGCAAGUGUCUAGUGUCCCGUCUCUGAGAAGAGGCACCGAAAAAGGCGGUAACCCCGCCAGGAGUCGGUGCGAUGGGACCGGGUGGCGGGGUACCAGCGGCGCCGUCCAGGCUCCCGGUACCCCUCCUGCUUCUGUUCCUACUCCUGCUGGCGCCCUGCAUGUCCUUCAUACGGGCCGACGACUCGUCGGCGGCCUCGAACACUCCUUCUGCUACGCCGCCGUGGUCUCCAUCGACGGCGGCGACGAACGCGUCCGGAAACACCGCGGCCAAUGACGUCGACAACUCCCUCGAAACGGCGUCGCCGUCGUCUUCCAGGAGCCCACACGCCCACGAAGACCCGGGCGUACCCGGGCCGCGGGGUUCGACGGGAAGUACGAAUGUCACGGAGAAUACAGGAGGAGGUGGACCAGGGGGCGCUGCUCACCAGACGUGGAAGUGCCCGGUGGCGCCCACGGAGGAGCCGCCGGGGACGCCCAAGACUCUACUCGUCGCCUACCUGAGCAACGUGGGCGGCACGGACAACCUGCGCCGCCAGGGACUGGUCGUGUCCGGCGCCAUGACGUACGCCAUCGAGCUUAUCAACCGGAACCGGACCAUACCGGGCUACCAGAUGGCGAUGGUCUACCGCGACACCCGGGGCGAGAUGCUGCACGGUACCAGGGCGGUGGUGGAAUGCCGGGAUAUGGGCGCCAAAGCCUUCUUCGGUCCCGAGGACUCCUGCUACGUCGAGGCUGCGCUCGCCGCCUCGCUCAACUUGCCCAUGAUCUCAUACAAAUGCUCGGACGCCAACGUAGCGAACUACGAGAACACAACCUUUGCCCGCACUGUACCUUCAGCUGCGCUGGUCGUCCGCAGCGUCACUGCCCUGCUGAGCUUCUACGACUGGCGCAAGUUCAGCAUCGUCCAGGAGAACUCGCUCGGCUACGAGACGAUGGCGCAAUCUCUCGAGUCGCGCAUCAAGGGGGAGAAGCGCUUCACCAUCAACUCGAAGAACGUGUUCAACUCGGACCUGAGCUGCUGCGAACAGAAGCUGCCCUGCUGCCAGACCGCCAUGACCAAGAUACUGGACGAGACGUACCGCAAAACUCGCAUCUACGUGUUCUUGGGCAACUACCGGGACCUGCAGACGUUGCUCAUCGCCAUGCGCAUGCGUGGUCUGACGGACAAGGCUGAGUACUUGGUCAUCAUGAUAGACCAUGACAUCGACUCGUGGGAGGAAUUCAACCAUAACUUUUUCGGGAAAGUUCCUGAGAAGGACAUCCGUGCCCUGAGUGAGGCGUGCAGUCAGCUGCUGGUGAUUCUGCCCAGGCCCCCCGCCGGCGACUCAUAUUCGGAGUUCAUUGAGAAAGUGCGGGAGUACAACCAGAAGCCGCCUUUCAACUUCCCUCCUGGACCAACCAUCUUCAAGAAGCACAUCACUCAGUACGCGUCGUACCUGUUCGACUCAGUGAUGCUGUACGCUGACGCCGUGACGUCGCUGAUACGCAAGAACCACAACAUCUCCGAUGGUCAAGCCGUCAUUCGGGAGAUCAUAGGCAGGAAACGCUACAAAAGCGUGACUACCGCCGAGAUGAGUAUCACGCCCAAGGGUGACGUCGAGGGCAACUACACAGUGCUCGCGUUCCUGCCCGUGUCCGACGAGGCCGCCAUCAAGGUGCGCAACAAGCUGGUUGAGGCCCGUCGGGCCUCGCACUCAGUUAUCGAGCGGCUCUUCCAGCCUGCUGGCGGCUUCAAGUACGUCGACGACGAGACAGCUGCGUUUGAUCCGAGAGUCAAUGACAGCCUCCUUUGGAAGACUGGACAACCGCCCCUGGCAGAACCACCCUGUGGCUACGACGGCUCAGGUUGCAACGCCCCAGUAGAUAAUCGGCGAGAGAUACUAGCCAGUGUUCUCGGAGUCCUACUUAUCCUAGUGUCUGUGUUUGCAACUAUUGUCUACAGGAACUGGAAAUACGAGCAGGAGAUCGCGGGUCUCUUGUGGAUGAUUGACAAGCGGGAACUGGAGCCUUUGACCACUUUGACCGGCCCGAAGCAUGGAAUCAGCAAGCUCAGCCUGAUCAGCCAGAUGGUGAGCGACUCCCGGAUGAUGAACCUGUCCGAGGACACGUACCGGUACCGGGGCACCAUGACGUAUGUCAAGAAGCUCGUCUACCACCGCCGGUCGGCCGACAUCCCGCGCGCGGUCAAGAAAGAGAUGAAACUGAUGCGCGAGCUGCAUCACGAGAACCUGAACCCGUUCGUGGGAGCCUGCGUGGAGCCCAACUGCAUCUAUGCCGUCUCCGAGCUGUGUGUCAAGGGAAACCUGCAGGACAUUUUGGAGAAUGACGUCAUCAAGUUGGACAACAUGUUCAUCGCUUCAUUUGUUUUCGACAUCAUAAAGGGACUGCGCUACCUGCACGAGAGUGACCUUCGAGUGCACGGGAACCUCAGGUCAACCAACGUGCUCGUCACCAACCUGUGGGUGCUGCGACUCACAAACUUCGGGCUCCUUGAGCUUCGCGCUACGAAUGCAGCUGCACGGGCCAACAGGGACGACAAGGAGGACUACCAGCUGUACCGAAGCCAGCUCUGGCGAUCCCCCGAGGUAUUGCGCAACCCGUCGCAUUAUCCACGUGGAAGCCAGAAGGACGACAUGUACGCGUUCGCCAUCAUCCUGCACGAGAUCAUCGGCCGCCAGGGACCCUGGGGCAGCACGCGACUCGAACCCAAAGCGAUCAUCGACAAGGUGAAGGCGGGUGGCGACCCGCCGUUCCGGCCGCCGGUGUCGGACCUGCAGUGCCAGGACUACGUGCUCAGUGUCAUCAGCGACUGCUGGGCUGAGAAGCCCGACGCCCGGCCCGAACUCAGCCAGGUCCAGGAGCGGCUGAAGAAGAUGCGGCAGGGCAUGAAGCCGAACAUCAUGGACAACCUGAUGGCCCUGAUGGAGAAGUACGCCAACAACUUGGAAGAACUGGUGACCGAGCGGACGUGCCUGUUGGAGGAGGAGAAAAAGAAGACCGAGGCCCUGCUGCAUCGCAUGCUGCCAAAGACCGUAGCUCUUCAGCUGAUGCGGGGUCAGAUGGUGGUGCCCGAGUCCUUCGACGCCGUCACCAUCUACUUCAGCGACAUCGUUGGCUUCACUGAGAUGUCAGCCACCAGCACGCCACUAGAGGUGGUGAACUUCCUAAACGAAUUGUACACGUGCUUUGACUCGAUUAUCCGCCACUAUGACGUGUACAAGGUGGAGACCAUCGGCGACGCGUACAUGGUGGUCAGCGGGCUGCCCGAGCGCAACGGCGACGCGCACGCCCGCGAGGUGGCCUCCAUGGCGCUCGAGAUCCUGGACGCUGUGCGCCACUUCACGAUACGGCACCGGCCCGGAGCAACACUCAAGCUGCGUAUAGGCAUCCAUUCAGGACCUGUGGUUGCCGGCGUGGUAGGACUCACCAUGCCGCGGUACUGCCUGUUUGGCGACACGGUUAACACAGCAUCGCGCAUGGAGUCCAAUGGCGAAGCACUAAAGAUCCACAUCAGCAGCCAGUGUAGGGACCUGCUCGUAAAAAUAGGAGGAUAUGACAUCGCCGACCGAGGCCUUGUUAAAAUGAAGGGCAAAGGCGAGCUGCGCACCUACUGGCUUCUGGGCCACAAGGCCGGACCUCAGCAUCGCCGUGCCGAGGACGGCAACCAGUUCCUGCCGGCGCCACUGUUCAAUGUGGGUGACGGCGGCACAGGAGGGGGUGCCAUGGCAGCGCCCCACCGGAGCCCCAAGACGGAGGGCCUGCCCCGGCGAGGAUCACUGAUCCCGAAGCUGUCGGACCACGACACCGACCUUCUGGGCACGGCGCUCAUGAACGGAUCAGUGAUGGGUGGCAUUCAGGCCUUGCACCGGCUAAAGCAGGACAGCCCGGGCAUCCUGCGUCCCAAGCCAUCGCGGGAGUCUUCCUUCACACACAAGGGCCCGCGGCGGCAUGAGUUCCUUGAGGCCCCAUCGUCACGCACGAACAGUGUGGCCGACCUCGACGGCGGCCUCAUCCUGCCGCGCCGAAAUGAGUCGACGCUGUCGCCGUGCGCCAAGGACGAGUUCGGCUGCUCGAACCCGGAUCUGGCCGUGCUCAGGGCCCGGCAGUGGGCUGCCGACCGUGGCAAGAACGGACUCAAGAGCCUGGACGAGAGCGCACGGCCGCUGCUGCGCGACGCAUCGACCAACUGCAACGGCAACGGCGGGGGACACCUGCUGUCGCUCGCCGAGGACGCCGCCAAGCGAUGGCGCUCCUGCGAUGAGAUCGCCGCGCUCGCGCCCACCCGUGACAAGCUGAAGAAAGUCUUUACCGGCCUGCUGCGCGCGGGCGCGUCGCGCGACAAGUCGCGAGACUGGGACUCGACGGCAGUGGAUGCAGGCGGAGGACUGCCGAGGCUAGUGUGCGAGAGCGCCGAGGACACGACGGAGAGCAUCGUAUGAGUGCGACUUCUUACGCAUCGUUAGAAUCCCUCAUUCUUGUCGUUCGAUGAAGUGGCCUUUUUCUGUCCUUGUACAAUUAAGGCCAGUGCCAUAAGCAUGCACGACUUCUCUGUGCCAAAACCGUGACAGGUUGGCACCGACGCGGGGACUCGGAAGGCCCAUACAUGCGAGCUAUUUUCACCGGCUCCGAGCAUCGCCAGCAAGGUUUUUCCAAGUGUGAUAGGACCUUGAGCAUGAGGAAACACUCCAUACGGGCCCCAUGCCGUUAGCAUGCGGUUAUUUUACGAAGUGCUGUGCUUAGGAAUCAAAGGCUUGUGGGUUAGUGUAGCAGGAACUGUGAGCCAAUUAUGGGAGCUUGUUACACGAGCUAGAGACGUAAGCGUUAGUUUUUUUUUUCCCUCGCCCUAAUGCGACACAUGCUACUGUCACUUGAUAAAUGAAGGGGACUGCAGCUGUAUUCUUUCAGUCAAAGCAGCAUCAAGGUUACUAUGGACCUUUACCUUGUGUAGCCUUUCCUGAACUAUAAAUAAUGUUUUCAAAGUGACACGAGCUCACCAUUGCAAAUUUAAGUAUGGUUCACUAAUGAAGGCAGCAGGCCAGCCUCUGAUACAUGAGACAGCCGUAUUGUAUGGUUAGUUUUGUACAUAACUCUUUGUUUCACAGCCACAACGGAAACGAGCUGCUCUCAGCAGUGCUGGAUGUACGAACAGGUUCACUGGCCAUAUACCUGUACAGUUGAAGCAUACGGUCUUGGGCUUCCAUGGCAGUGGUUCGGAGUUUCGAAACUACCAUAUUUCCUCUGCGUUCUGUUACACAAGUGGAAUUUCAAAAGUGCGCAGUACUUUUUUGUUUGUGAACUAAGUGAAGAAGCCACCUCGCUUCGUGGAAACGGGAAGGGCCAGACGUGUAUGCAGCACCACAGAGGGUGUGACGAAAACGGUGAGUGAAGUAGGCGUUCGACGACUGCGACAUUGAACAAGCUGCACGUCUAGCUCAUCGUGUGUUAUGCUGCUGCCUCACUGAGACCGAGUGUUAGUUACCUGGUGAUGAUGCCUGGACUUUACGACCACCUUGAUGGCUGGCUCCCCUACAGCACACGUCGUGCUUCCAGCCGUGUUGAGAAACAAAAACGAGGCGAUCGUUGUGGAAGUGUCGGUGUGUUACGAGUUAUCUGUGGCGUCUACAUUCCCAAGAGCCGAGUGUGUCGUUCGCCGAGUGAGCUACAGAAUGGUCGCCGUGCCUACAAUGAGUUGCCACUUUUGGAGUGAGUGCCGCGAUGCAAGUACGUGCCACACCGGACAGAAACAUCGGUUUUCGUUUUAAACAUGUGGACACAGCUUCCGCAAAGUCACCCUUGCGAGUUCUUGCAUACCUUUUCUUUCGUGACAAAUUUUUUUUUGCCAAAAAUGUGCCUGCAUAUUUUUUUUUAAGUACGUGUCAUGCGGCUAUAACGCCGCACUUCUGGAGCCACCUUUUUAAGCACACACACAUAGACUCUUUGACACGCGUCAACGCCAUGUAUGCAUCAAUGUGCUUGGAGCACCUGAUAGUGUCAAAGCGCGGAAGUGUUUAUAGUGUUAGUCUGUGUUUUUUUUUUUUCUCCCCGAUCGUGUCCUUCCAAUAUCGCCACGUUGACGCACGUCGCCGACUUCUCGGUGCAUGUCGCUUGAAUGUACCAUGAACAAUUUAACAAAUAACUUGUUUAAUUUUUAUUCCCCCUUCCCCAUCCUCCCUUUUUUUUGUUUUCUCGUUACGUGUGUCAAAAUGCAUCCUCAUUCCAAGUCAGACGAAUGAACAAGUGUGUUUCCAUGUCUCUUGUGCCGUUUUUUCUGACAACACUUCAUUCGCGCCGUGUCGCGGCACGACCGUUUGAGUUGACGUUGAAGAGUGUAAGUUUAGCUUGGCGUCGAAGUCCCGACACUGCAUUUUCCACAGUGUGUCAUUCAUAGUCACCUUUAUUUGUGUUUUUUUUUUUUUGGUUCUGCGAAGUGUGAACACUUUCUUUUUAUUGUGUUAGCAUCAGCUGAAGCAUUGUAUUUAAUGUUUCCCACAUGGGUUCCAUGUGUGCUUACGAUAAAUGUUAAACAUUUCCGUGUGUCUGUGAGCAAGAACGUUGUGUUAUCACUUGUGGGAUUAGUACCUGAAAGGCAAGAGAAGAAUCAAAGUUUCUUGUUUUUUUGUCGCUACUUUUUUUCUUUCAGAAAGACUUGAAUUGCUUCGAUGAGCGUGGUGAUAGAAACAGGCAGGGUGCUUGUCUAGAACAACUGUUACCUGUUAUCAGCGGGCACCAAGAUAUCUAGAUUACUACGUCGAAUCUGCGCCGCUUCGUUUUUUACAGACAACUGGGCGCCCAGAUUACGUUGCGUGAAAGCAGGAAUUUCCACGUUGCAAGCCGGCCACGACUCCCGUGUCUAAUACUUUUGACAAACGGUUUUCACGUGUGCCGAAUUCAACCGUUGUCAGACGAGUAAGUUGCAACGCACUCGUUAAAUGUACACCGCAACUUCUGUUUUCGCGUUUGCAUGUAGGAGUGAUGAACGUUCAAAGUGUUAGCAGGCACAUAAUUUUACCACUGUUUCUUCUGAAGGCAGGUGGGUGAAUCAACAAAAAAAAAUGAUCUCGCAUAAUUCACGAAGAGUGUGUAACGUAUUGCAACUUUUCCAGAAAAAAACGUACAUUCUCUCAUUGUUGUCUCUUAAUCCCAUUGCAUGUCUCCGCGCAUUAGUUCAUAUGUCAGUUUCAAAUGUUGGAAAGAUGUGUCGAUUGCCAUUACUUUUUUUUUUCUUUUGCUUACAGCUUCACGUAGUACCUGCUAGGCCAAGAUAUUAGCCACAGCUUGAGGGCAAACUUGUCAAAUGUACAGAAGCCUUGCUCCUGGGCAAGAUUACGUCAUAUGUUGCUUCACUCUUUGUCGCGUAUUGAUGUAAUGAUUGGCACGUUUCGUGCAGGUUUGUGUGCUAUGUCUCCACAAUAUGUGUAAAAACGUGACACAUUUUAAAUAAUGCGUCGUUCGCUGUCGGUUCUCUUGAGCGGUAUCAUGUUUUAUGCAAGGGAUCUAGGUGUAGUCAAUGCCCAGAGAUUGUUCGUUAACAUUCUUUUCAGUUUGGAAGCUAUUUACCUUUCCAUUACAUAGUACUUUGGACCUUGAAUACUUCAUGAUGAGGAAAGCAUGGUGUCUAGACACUGAAAUCGCACUGCUUAUUAAAAAAAUAACUGCAGCUAAUGGUCGAGUACUUAAUUGUAAUGAGCAUUGACGUCAUCUCUUUAGUCGGUAACUUCUCUGGUGAGUAAACUUGGUGGCUUUUACUUUUUGAGGUACUUUUCGAAUCUUCUUUUAGAUGCUUCACCUGCGAUCAAGUGUCACUGUACCGUCAGCGGAUGCUGAGCAUCGCUUGUGGUGAAGACUUAGUAAUACAGUGCAAUAGCUUGUCGUACGAUAGCACAAUUAAGUGAGUUCAUUUUCAUGGCCCUUAGCUGCUGUGCAAAGCAACUUUCACUUUGACUUCUACGAAAUUUAGGUCCUUGAGCAAAGUCCAGUCUUAAACUUAGCCUAAUGGCCCAGAGCCAGUGGCACCUCUUCGUUUCGCUUUUGCUGUUAAUUAAUGGCAGACGUAGGGUGCGGGUUUGAUUCCCGGCCACAGCGGCCACAUUCUGAUGGGGGCAAAAGGUAAAGAGCAACCGUGUGCUUAUAUUUAGGUGCACGUUAAAGAAAUCAAGUUGGUUGAAAUAAAUCUGGAGUCCCCUGCUACGGCGUGCCUCAUAAUCAUAUCUUUAUUUUGGCAUGUAAAGCCCCAGCAAUUAUAUUAUUAUAAUUAAUGGCAAACAUUAUGUAGUGCCGUGGUACUUCAUGUUUAAUCACUCAGCCCUCGCGUGGCACUUGGCAAAUUAUGCAGACUCUGUCCUCUAUGACGCAGGUCAACAGCUUUAUGCAGAGUGCAGGCAAAGCCUUAAAUGUCUCUAGGGCUAAAAUAAGGAUGGUAUGAUAACAGUUUAUGUAUGUCGGUAUAAAAACUUUAUUAUCAUCGCACUGUUAUUUCCGCUUGCAGACAGUAGUGCAGUUUGUGAGUCGCGAAGCUGGUCUAAAGCUCUGAUAUCCGAGACAGGAAAAAAGAAUCGGAGCACCGUUGAAAUGGACAGUGUCCGUGCUUUUCCAAAAAGGUCAUUGUACCGCGGUAAUGGGCGUGGAGACGGAAGCUGACGCAAAAUUUUGUGGUACCAGCUAGGAAUGACAAAGAAGAGAGUCAUGUUUUAGUUCAGUAAAAGAAAAGACAGUUUUGGCUCGUUGUGGUCCUCUUGUAUUCAUGCGGUCAAGAAAGCCCUUAGCGUUUGCUUCAGCAAAAGCCGCGAAAUAAUGCAGAAAGCGGGUAGGAAAGUAUGCACCCCUAACUUAAUCAUGCCCCGCUCCAGCUUUUCUUAUUUCUUGUGUCAUUGGGAGUUCGUUUGGAGAAGAUUGGUUAUGGAAAAAAAAAAGUGUAGGCGUGUAAAGCCUCAAAGAAUAGCCACUGCAUUCGUUGCUCUUAUUGUGCUUGUUUACUGGCAAGUCAACAUUGCGAACAACUUGAACUUAUGACGUCCGAGUGCAUAGGCUGGGCAGUACUUCUAACCGGAGAUAUAAAAGACUCUUAUGUGUAGCCACUGAUGUGAACGUGACACUUGUAUGCUGAUUGAUUGACUCAUUGAUACUGAAAUACAUGUGGCCGGCCACUUUGUGCGGCAGAGGUGACAACGCCGAGAUGUGGUCUAGCAGAUGAAUGACUGUAGCAGAGCUGGUGAAGGACUGUAGCGCUCGGUCAUAGACUUGACGUAAUGCAUUGCCUAAUGAAAGGCAUCGUCAUGUACCUAAUUAAAAACUGCCUUAACCGUAGGGAAAUUAGGAAUCCUGUUAGAAUUUUGUUUCCUUCUUAGCAAGAGUCAUUUCAAACUCUUCCAGCUAGUCAGGGUUCAUUUGAAGUCAGCAGUGUGAAAAGUUAGACGAUGCGAAUAUAAACGCUUGUUUUCUUACCAGAACGUAUGAAUUUAGGGUAUGAGAAGUGUAGGGAAGGAGAAACCUUCAGCUGAGCCAGCUUGGGCAUCCAUUUAAACAUUUUAAACUUUAACUGCAUGUCGAAGCACGAUGAAGUUCUCAUAACUUUUCAGUCAAUGUAUUCCUUGAGUUGGACCGGUUACAUUCAUAAACACCGUUCACCACACUCGCCUUUCUGUUUACCUUAUCCUGGAGUGUCACGAUGCUUUCAUGUGUGUGUGUGCAUGUAUGUGUGUGCAUCUAUGUGAAAAUGCUUAUCUGUAUGUACGUACAUGCCAUCUUUUGUGUAUUAGCGUGAAAGCAUCAACCGGACGGUACUAGGGGCAACAACAGAAUGAUGGCCUAUACAAGAGUGAGACAGUGUGCUGGCUGACAACUGACUUAUUUUUGUGACAGAAAAGCAAUUAAAUACAUUUAAUAUAGUUAAAUACAGCUGGCAGUCAGUACAAGGCAUCAUCUUGUUUCAUGCCUUCGUCUUGUCAUUGUGCUUACUGCGUUUCCCUUCUGUCUGUCGAUAUAUAUCGAGACAUGUCCAUGAUAAUGAUAAUGUUUCUGAUACUACGGUUAAAUUGCGUGCGGCAUCUGGGAUUUAAUAAUUAGACUUUUGUUAUUGCUUAUUGAGACUGUAUCAGGGCAAGCAUUUAGGAAUACUAGUGCAGAGAGUAAAUGCAGUGUUACCAGUAUAAGUUGUAGCUCAGAAUCAACUCGGAAUGUUCUUAUUUGGGUGCGUGUGAAAUGCAGGAAAUGUUUUAGCAUUAUGGCAAACAUGUUACUCAAGGACAAGAUGAAAUGACGUUGACGAAUGUGUUGUCCUCAUCUUUUUACUUGUCCUCGUGUAAUCUGCCUGCUAAAACACUCGAUGGAAUAGCCACAUGCUCAAAGUGAGUCUUUCAAAAAAGAUGUUUCAUUACACAAGCACUGCUAUUUGGCUUGCGAAUGAACAGGCAUUGAAUUUUAAGAUGAAUUUGCAAUUUGCAGUGUAGUAACUGUGAUGACUGCUUCUUCUUCUUCCUGUUAUAUUCUGUAUUGAAAAAUGUGUCUGAAAAUCUGAAAAUUUUCAUGAGGGAAAACAAAGUGCGAAGUUCACAAAUCACAGAAGCAGUCGUGACGAUACACUGAACGUUAUGCCAUCUGACAAUAUGAUGCAAUAUCUAGGUAUCCACUUCCAGAUUAGUUGUAAAAGCCUGCAUUUCUUUAUUUCAGCAUAUCAGUAGUUUCAUUCACUGAAGGUUUGGCCAUGCUUGGCAGUACGUCUAUGUCAGUCGAUUCAAUUCUCAAUAUUGUAAUUCUCUUACAUUACCUUAUUGCAAUGUACAUCAUUGUUGUGGAGUUUUGAGACUGUGAACUUGGCUCUUUAAUUUUUCCCCUGAAUGUACGAUGUGGUGAUUUCUGCGAAGCAAAAAUUGAUGAGCUCAAUGCAAAUGAACUUGUAGCUUUUAGAUGCUCAAAACAACCUUUUGCUCGUAAGCCUUAAUUCUAUCUCUAUAUCAAUUCAACAAUGGCUGUAAGGUAUCAUUCCUGCUUCUCACAUGUAUUCAAACAGGUCAAGGUGGCCCCAUUGCAAAGGUCUUUCAUGUGCGCGAGGUUGAUAAGCAAAAAAAGAAGCAAUGUAAUUUGUCAGAAAUCAGAGGUCUCCUUUCAGUCCUUAUUGUAGCCGUCGAAACCAGUGUACGUGCUUUCUUAGCUGAAGUUAAUAUGUUUUACACAAAAGCAAAAAAAAGGGGGGGAGUGGUUGGGGGAUGUUGGCAAACUGUCUGUGCCAUGCAUUAUAAGCCUUCAGCAUUCAAUUCAUAGCAGAGUGGGUGUACUUUUUCUGUGCUUUAAGUCUUGCGGUGUUGCAUGCGAUCACCCAAGUCUACUGCAGUUGUUCAAACUACGUACAGUGCCGCUCAGUAUGAGUCACAACACAGUGGCCAUGGUUGAAGGGGCCGCAAGCCUACGCUGUAACACUGGCAAACUUGAAAUUGGUUUUGCAAAUAGUUCCAGCAGUUGAAACAGUGUUUACAUAACUGAUUAUUUCUUUGUCCUCGCCACCAUGCAGUGUUGUCGCCGCUUUGACUAUGGGCAGCAUAUUGCAACUCUUAUUGGGCACGACUGUACGUCUCUUAUAUUCAAAAAGAAACUGAACGUGGGUCAGCAGAAACUAUUACUUUUGGUCAGCAGAAAUCAUUACUCCGUCUUGAAUGUCGUGCAAUUUUUAACACGAAAUGGAGACAUUGCAAGAAACACUUAAAAUGUGUAAUUCUGGCAGCAGUUGAUUGACGAGUUCGGUUUCAUUGUCCAGAUUUGUCGAAGCGCGUGUCCUGGUUUCUAUGCCAGCUGGCACGCUCAUAGCAGGAGCAUGAAGAGAUGGAAGAAAACAAAAAAAAAAAGUACAGCGAAAUGGUGUGUGUCAGUGCCAAAUGCACACUAGUUAUUGUUUUUUUUCUUCAUGGGGUGACUUCUGUGAUACGAGUUACGUUAAAAGAGUUUUUGAAUGUCACGCUGUUUUCAUCGUUUAUAUUUUUUUUCUUCCCUCCCUUAACUAUCUCUCUAUCGAAGCCAAGUGGUUGGACUUGGCUUCGUGGCAUUAGUGUAAAUAAAAACGAAUUAUUUUU